GAUGCUGUGCUGCGCAAACGUAAUCGAAAAGUGGAGUAGCCACCUUCAAGGCCCACGUAGGUCAAAGCGAGAAACAAAGUCUCGAUUACACUAUUCCAAUGAAGACGGAAUCUCGACAUCGGCCGAGCAUACACAACGCUGACGAAGAUAAUGACCUUCCCCGGUGUCUGGAGGAGUAGGAGGGCUUCUGACACACUUGACGAAGAGGUGAAUAGUAACCACAGACGGCAGAAGUCCGAGCUUAGUUCGAUACGAGAGAUUGCUCGAUGCACAUCUCUCCACCGGUGAGAGACGGGAGCUGCAAUCGGUACACCGAUCACGCGAGCCCACGUGCAUCUCGAUUGAAAAGGAGUGUUGGUUAGAAACGUGUGUGCUUACGAUUUUCGUUCGUUUUCAUUUCUGACACCAUUAAUGCACGACUCGAGUGUGCAAACUAGUGAUGACAGUAAUCUCAAACCACGUUACCGCUUAGGAUCUAUUUACUGGUGUUUAUUAGUCAAUAAUACCGUUCUUCAACUUUCUCCUUCUUCGAUUGAGGCUAUGUGAAUGUUUAAAGCGUAAAAUAUACUUGAGUUACAAAGUAUGAAUUAAACUGUAAGUGCGAUCGUUUAAACACUAUAAUUGGUAACUUUUCGGCUUUAGAUAUUUAAAAUGUAGGAUUGUUGCCGCGGUUAUUGAAACUUGUUUGCAGCAUUGUACACUUCGAGACUGAAUAAAAGAAAACUAUAAAACGUUGCCAAAAUGUACGGGUUUAAAAUGUGCCAAAGAACGAUCUUGUUACUACUUCUCGUGUCUUCGACUUACUGCCAGUUAUUCAACUUCACCAAAUUGAAAUCGUACGUGAAUAUAUUCAACAUCAAGGGGUUAUACCCCAAUGAAACAGGAAAUAUCCUGUGGCAAGGGCUCCUCAAAGACUGCUCUAAAAAAGCGUCAUUUUCUUGCAUUCAAAAAAAUGUCUAUACCUAUCUGGACAAUACAUUUGCAGACCAGGACAAUAUCACGGUGUUCGAUGGUUUUACUUUGACAAAAAAUAACUUGGAUUAUCAUAAAUAUUCAGCCGAAUACAACGAAAAAAACCCUGACGAAGAACACAAUAAUGUUGACGAGGCUGAUGGGAAGUCAUUCACUGACAAACAGAGUUCCAGAAAGUCAAGUGAAAAUUAUUACACUGAACCUGUGUCUCCACUCGAAGAAGUCACCAACGCCCUCCACGACAAAACAAUCAAGUUCUUAGCAACGAAGGAUUAUGAGCUUCAACUUCCGAACUUCUUUUUCGAGGGUACAUCAAUAAAGAUCAGCCCUAAAGAGGUCGAUGAGGAUGGAGCUCUAAUAAGAGUAGACUUCAACCAAAGAGCAAUAUCUGAGCAAGGACGACUCUUUCAUAAAAUAAAGAAAUUCAUCAAGAACAAAUUGCUCACAAGCUUCCUGGCCCUACUUCUGAUCAUCAAGCUCAUCAAAAUCAAGUUCUUCUUCAUUAUUCCAUUCUUAUUUGGUGUGGGAACUGCAAAGAAAUUGUUCCUUAAAGUCCUGCUCUUCCUGGUACCGGCGUUUGCCCACGUCUUCAAAUUAUGUUCGAGCUAUUACAGUGGCGGAACCAAAUAUCAUCAUCAUCACCAUCAGAUUGCCCACCACCAUCAUCACGUGCCGGUUCCGGUACCAGUUCCGACCUUCCACCACGAGCACCAUCCACACCAUCACGAAGAGGAGGAGUUUGAUGGCUACGACUACACGCAGCCACACAUUCAGUACAGAAAAGACAUGGAAGAAUUGAGGGAAUGGGGAAUCGCUUCUUACGAGGAUCCAGGUGUCUUGACUCCAGAACCUUACGUCGGCGUACAGCCGGCACUCGGCCCAUACGGGGUGCCUCAAUAUGCGGCUAACGCCAGACCGGUUACGGUGGUUCCCAAUCAGCCAGGUUUAUACGAGAAGUACACGCCUCAGAUCAAGUACGACAAGCCGGUUGGGCCCUAUGAGAAUCCCCAUCCAAACAUACGUCACACUUUGAGCAACCUAGGCAUGACCCAGUUCAACAAAAAUGUUGGACCAAAGGGGCCCGUUUCAAACUUAGGCCCAAUCGGGAAUCACGCUCAAGGUUUGGCCUACAACGGGUACUUUGAUGACGUCAGAUUUACUCGGGCAGCCGCACCCGUGACUGAACCGAGUAUGGGAAAGGUCCCUUACCAUCCGCAGCAGCAACACCAGCAGCAAAACCACUUGUUCAGCUCGCAGAUAAGACCCGGAACAACAUUUUCGAAGAAUUCUGGAUUCACCUCAAAGUCGGAUGGCGCUGAUGCCUGGUUGAACAGUUCGCCGGCUGUUGACAUCGUUAAGCGUAUUCCUCACUCCGUGCAGCCGACGGUAAAGUCUCCAAUUUACACGCAAAGUAGUCAGCUGGGAAAUCAACCAGCCCAAAACGUGGCCAAGCCUUACCAGCAGCUCUCGCAAGUCCCGCAGAAUUUUCAACAUGCCCUCGCCUUGAAUCCUGUGACAACGGCACAAAAGUCAACCUAUAAUCUGCAGUCGUCCCAGCAGAGAAUUGCUCAGCAAGACAAUGCAAAGAAUACUCAAUCCGAUGCAUCCAGGAAUCAACUCAGAACAUAUGACGACGAAUUUUACGGUCCCAUUGUUGGGAGAUUAGACGAAAUCUUCAAACAGCUCAGGUUUCUGGAAGAGGAUUGUCGCGAGCGGUUGAUUUGCAGCAUGUAUAAAAAUCCCACGGUGUAUACACCCCACAGCAAUCUUGUAUCGAACGAGUUGUCGAGGGAAGCUGAUGAACUUCGACAAGGUAACCGCGAAAGUGCAUCAGGGCGACGAUUUCAACGUUACAUGAAUGCUGCAAGGGCUGGACAAGACCGCGGUGAUUGCCACCGGUUGUAUUCCUGUCACAUAAGCACGGAAUAAAAAAGUACCAGAAGUUCCGAGGUAGAACUUCGAGAGUCUGUUGCAUCGUAGACUCAAAAUGUAGUUGCAAUCUUUGUAUAGUCUUAUCCUAUAAGUAUAUUUAUAUUUAUUUUCAUGUAGAAAUACGAAAAAUACGAAAUUAGAAUUACUGAACAACGUGCGUUCAGAUUGCACUGAGAUUUACGGGCCAUAACUCACGGCGUCAUUAGUGCAUGGAUUUUAAUUCCGGACGUAUGGUAAAUUUAGUCUAAUUGCAUUGCUAACCAGAAACCUCAGAAGUGAAAAUUUAAGCCCGACUCUCCGUUUGUUCCUGAGAUAUAAUUCGCAUAUCUGGACUGCUUUAACACUGGCGUUGUGUUUUAUUUAUUUCAUCUAAGAACUAUUAUCUUGAAUUAUAUAGUUCGUAGUCAUAGUCAAAUUCAUUCUCAUUAAACAGGGUGCCAUUGCCAUCCACUGGUAUGGAUUCAUUUCAUGCCACUUAGAUUGUAGAGAACCGUUAACAAUCAUUCGUGUAAUGUUUGUAUUUAUUUGUGAAAUUGUCUAUAUUGUGUGUGCUCAAUAGAAUAUAAUUUGUAAAUUAUGUAUAAUAAAUCAAUUUCAA
Molecule: messenger RNA, 3502 nt
Organism: Diprion similis
Lineage: Eukaryota; Metazoa; Arthropoda; Insecta; Hymenoptera; Diprionidae
Gene: Osi17
Exons: 4
Coding region: 742-2901 (719 amino acids)
Source: RefSeq, a predicted model, not a curated record